AUGGGAUCGACAGUACAAAAUCAGCCGUUGAAAUACAGUGUGAUAGACAGCAGUAUCUUAUGGUUCUGCUCUUCAAGAAACCUAACUCUAUUACAGAGGAAGAUACCUGAGGUCGAUAUGGAGACAGUUAUCUCUAUGAGUGGAUGCACGUCGUUAUUAGGCUGGACAACCGACUUCCCUAGCUCUACCGAUGGUAUCAUUGCAGCUGCUCAAGAAGUGGACUGA
This is a messenger RNA of Enterobius vermicularis (human pinworm), 225 nucleotides long. The record is from the annotation of a GenBank genome assembly. NCBI's taxonomy places the organism in Eukaryota, Metazoa, Nematoda, Chromadorea, Rhabditida, Oxyuridae.